AAGCAGAACUCCGGUCCAUGCAAACGGCAUGGAUAAUAAUGUUUAAGUAGGAAAUGCUGCAAUCGGAUCGGAUCGGAUCACAUCGUGCCGCUCAAGGCCAGAAAAAAAAAAUCACAAUAAAGGCACGUGCACCUCGCACCUGCCAUGCUCUGCUUUGUUUUGCCCAUCUUUUUGCUGAUCUUGUCGCUGGUCGCUGGCGCAAACACUGAUAGCAACGAGGAGGGGGAGGGAAUCCUCCUGUCGCUGGAGCAGCAGACGGCAUCGGUUUGCCUGUAGCCGUGUAGCGUGUAUAAAGGCAGUAGCUGUGGUCGAGUGCAGUGACUCAGUGAGAGGUGAGAAGGAAUCUGAAAGCUUCGUUGCAGCAGAGAGAGUGAGUGUUACAGGGAUGGCUGCACGGCGAGCUGCUAGGAAUAUGGGAUUGCGGCUUGUUCAGGUCCUCCUCGUCGCGGUGGUGGCGAGAGCUCCUGCCGCCCACGCAUGGCGCAAGGAGGGCCACUACAUGGUGUGCAAGAUCGCCGAGAGCUUUCUGACGAGCGAGGCCUCGGCGGCGGUGACGAGGCUCCUGCCGGGGUGGGCCGGCGGGGAGCUCGCGGCGACGUGCUCGUGGGCCGACGACGAGCGGCGCCGGUACCCGUGGUCGGGCGCGCUGCACUUCGCCGACACGCCGGGCGACUGCCAGUUCUUCUACGAUAGGGACUGCCACAACACGAAAGGGGAGAAGGACAUGUGCGUGGUUGGAGGAAUCAACAACUACACCGCAGCCCUGAUGAACACGUCUGCUCCAUGUAAGCUUCAAUUGGUUGAUCCGACCGUAAGCCUGAUGUUCCUGGCGCACUUCGUCGGCGACAUCCACCAGCCUCUCCACUGCGGCAACACCGUCGACUUCGGCGGCAACACCAUCAUCGUCCACUGGUACAACGCAACGACCACCAACCUCCAUCGCGUAUGGGAUUUAGACAUCAUCGAGAAAGCCAUGAAGGACUUCUACAACGACGACCUGAGCAUCAUGACACACGUCAUCAUGCAGAACAUCACUGAGGCGUGGUCUGAAGACGAGAGGGAGUGGGAGGCAUGCUCUAGCCGAGCAAAGACUUGUGCUGACAAGUACGCUAUGGAGAGUGCGCAACUGGCGUGCGACGUGGCGUACGCGGGUGUUGAGCAGGGCUCCAUCUUAGGAGACGACUAUUUCUACUCUGCGCUGCCGGUUGUUCAGAAGAGAAUCGCGCAAGGAGGGGUGAGGCUCGCUGCAAUACUCAACAAGAUCUUCGGUGAGAGCAGCAAGCCCCAGAGCAGUUGAACCCGGAGGCAUUAAGGGAGAAAAAGGGCAAGGAGUUGGUUGCCAUGAUCAAUCAGAAUAAGAUCGUCCUGUCUGAAAAUGUUAAUUCAGCCAUUCACGAUCACUGCUCUAUCGGAUUUACUUUCAGUUUGUCGGAGUUUCUUUCCUUGGGAACCAAAGGGAUUUUAUUUACGAUGUAGAUUUUGUGCGAAAUUUAGUACUGUCACUCACUGUGGAGCGUUUCCUGAACUGGACACUUCUUGCGUUCCUCCAAUUGGUGGAUUCAGGGAAAGGUUUCAGGCUGCGACAUAGAUCUGGCAAUUGCCAAGUGAAAGUGGCAUUUUCCCAAAGAACGGCCAAGAGCAACAUUAGCCUAACAUUUGCGCAAGAAAAUAUGUGGUAGCAAUAGUUGCAAGUCAUGAGUGGUGCGAAAUACAUAAUAUGUACUUAUAACUCUUCUUUACUA
This is a messenger RNA of Panicum virgatum (switchgrass), 1742 nucleotides long. Its product is annotated as endonuclease 2-like. Gene Ontology annotation, molecular function: nucleic acid binding; endonuclease activity. Lineage: Eukaryota; Viridiplantae; Streptophyta; Magnoliopsida; Poales; Poaceae. Gene Ontology annotation, biological process: DNA catabolic process. Bases 386 to 1297 code for a protein of 303 amino acids. The record is from RefSeq and is a predicted model, not a curated record. The transcript is spliced from 9 exons.